Schistocerca gregaria is the source of this 996-nucleotide messenger RNA. RefSeq lists its product as uncharacterized. The transcript is spliced from 4 exons. The record is from RefSeq and is a predicted model, not a curated record. Lineage: Eukaryota; Metazoa; Arthropoda; Insecta; Orthoptera; Acrididae. Bases 42 to 881 code for a protein of 279 amino acids.
AGUCAUUGCCUGCUCCAUCUGUACCAUCUCCAACAGCAGCAAUGAGGAUCCUGCUGUGCGUGUUUCUGUUUGGACUGGCUCUGGCCGAGGAGAAGCAGGUAGAGAAACGCGGAGUGGUUGGCUCCCUGGGUAGCUAUGGUGGAGGCGGAUAUAUCGACCACGGAAUCGGAGCCAGCAGCUACAGCAGCGGCGGCAGCAGCGGUGGUUAUGGGGGCGGCUAUGGGGGCGGCUUUGGUGGUGGUUAUGGAGGCGGCUAUGGAGGUGGCAUCAGCUCUGCAGUUGGAGGAGCUCAAGUGACCAACAUCGCCAUCACCAAGCAGGUCCCCGUGCCGUACCCAGUACCAGUGCAGCGUACUGUCCCAGUACCAGUCAGGGUUCCUGUCACGGUGCCAGUCAACAGGCCGGUACCAGUGCCCGUCCCACAGCCAUACCCUGUCCCCGUGCAGAGGCCAGUCCCAGUACCCGUGAGCAUCCCUAGCCCAGUCCCCGUACCAGUACCUCAGCCCGUCGUCGUCAACCAGCCGGUACCUGUCGUCGUGGGAGGCGGAGCUGGUGUCGGCGGAGGUCUCGGAGGCGGCUACGGCGGCGGCAUUGGUGGAGGCUACGGUGGAGGCUACGGAGGAGCCAUCGGAGGUCUCGGAGGCGGCUACGGCGGCGGCAUUGGUGGAGGCUACGGUGGAGGCUACGGAGGAGCCAUUGGAGGUGGCUACAGCGGUGGCUACGGCGGCGGCUACGGCGGCGGCAUUGGUGGAGGCUACGGUGGAGGCUACGGAGGAGCCAUCGGAGGUGGUUAUAGCGGUGGCUACACAGGUGGCUACAGUGGUGGCUACUCUGGAGGCAUUUCUGGAGGCUAUGGAGGCUACGGGAAAUACAGCCACUAACAUCAGCAGCUGACACCAACAUCUCAGACAAAACAUGCCACCAGAGAUUCAUUGUGUAGUUUUUACAGCCAUAUGUAGCUGCAGCAUGAAAUAAAAAGAAUGCAUGAGAUACACA